UAUAGAGAUGGCUAGGGACAGGGAUUUGUCAAGGUCGCCGUUGUACCGGCGAAGGUAUUCGCGAUCACCAUCGCCUGUGGGGCACAGGUAUAACAGGAGAAGUCGAAGAGAUAGAAGCAUUUCCCCGUAUUCACAUAGCAGAUGAAUGUUGAUGGUCAAGUUGUGUACUUAAUGAUAUUGCUUAUGACAUCUUAUUGCUCUGAGAGUUUUCACUUUCGUUGGGACUAUGAUAAUCUAUAUGCUUGCAGUUGAUGACCGUCAUACUUUGUUCGAGUUUUUGUCCAUUCUUUCCUCAAUCUCAUGAUUGUGCUGCUCGGUUUUUAAGCCAUAAUGUUAGGUUAUCUGAGUUUGAGAAUUUAUCUUUUGUACUGAAAAUUGGAACAAUACCAAGAGAGAUAUUUGAGCAAAACAUCCAGAAUGUUAUAUGAUCAAGAUAGUAUACACCUCUUUUUACUAAAAAGUAAAUGAAAGCAGUUGCUUUCCUUCAAAAGAAAUGGUGCCGAUGGGUGUCCUAUCCGUUGCUCGAUUGUUAGGCGGUUUCUUGUGAUAAAAAGAUGGAGCACUGUAUAUUCUUAGCAAUGUAUGAGGUAACUGCAUGAAUUUUUAUCUCCCCGUGCUGGAUGGUGGGUGGCCAUGAUGAUAACGUAUAAUCUAUGAUGCCCAAAAUUAUAGUUGUUGCUUAAUAUUUUCUAUGUUCUUACACAGGAGAAGAAGUCGUUCAAUUUCUCCUCGACGCCGCAAAAGUCGUUCCCCAACUCUAAAACGGCGUAGAAGUCGCUCUCCAACACAAAGGCGUCAUAGAAGACAAAAAAGUAGGAGUACUUCGUUGUCUCCUAUUAGUAAAUCUUCCACUCCAAGUAUUGGAUCAACAGAUCGCAAAAAUGCCAGUGAAAAAUUGAGAAAAGAAGAUGAAGAAGAGAAGAAAAGGCGUCAACAAGAGGCAGAACUGAAGCUCAUAGAAGAAGAAACUGCAAAGAGAGUGGAAGAAACAGUAAGAAAGAAAGUUGAAGAGAGCUUGAACUCUGAGGAGAUCAAGCUGGAAAUUCAUAGGCGAUUGGACGAAGGUCGGAAGAGACUUCUUGAUGAGGUUGCAGCUCAACUUGAGAAAGAGAAGGACGCUGCUCUUAUUGAGGCAAAACAAAAAGAGGAACAAGCUCGAAAAGAGAAAGAAGAGCUAGAAAGGAUGCUUGAAGAGAACCGGAGGAGGGUGGAAGAAUCCCAAAGAAAAGAAGCUUUAGAGCAGCAGCGUAGGGAGGAGGAACGCUACAGAGAACUGGAAGAGAUUCAAAGACAAAAAGAAGAGGCUAUGCGUAGGAAAAAGCAGCAAGAGGAGGAAGAACGGGCAAAGCAGCUGAAAUUGUUGGGCAAGAACAAAUCCCGGCCAAAAGUGUCGUUUGCAAUUGGUUUGAAAUGAUUAAUAACAAAGGCCAGGUCAUUAGAUCGCUCUUCUAUAUACAUGGCCAGAGUUCCUCUGGAUGUGAUUCAGAGGAAGUUAAUUGUGGAAGUGGUACAGUAUUAAUGUCUUCACACUUGUUUUUUCUUCUGAGCUGCUUAGUUUAUGUUUGUAUGAGUGGGGACAUGGAAUGAAGUGAUACAGGUUACACAUUCAGAGACAUCAAGGAGGAGGGUUUUGUUUUUUUGAAAAGUAAAAAUUUCUUUGAGAAGAUAUGUGAAUGCACAAAUUACUCCCUUCAACUGUUACUUCAAAUCCAUAUUACAGUAAGCUCUAAAAUUUAAUGUAUA
Messenger RNA from Cornus florida, 1743 nucleotides. RefSeq lists its product as uncharacterized. Gene Ontology annotation, cellular component: nucleoplasm; mitochondrion. Gene Ontology annotation, molecular function: cadherin binding. Lineage: Eukaryota; Viridiplantae; Streptophyta; Magnoliopsida; Cornales; Cornaceae. The record is from RefSeq and is a predicted model, not a curated record. The coding region runs from base 692 to 1414 and encodes 240 amino acids. The transcript is spliced from 4 exons.